This is a messenger RNA of Limanda limanda (common dab), 549 nucleotides long. Its product is annotated as lithostathine-1-alpha-like. Lineage: Eukaryota; Metazoa; Chordata; Actinopteri; Pleuronectiformes; Pleuronectidae. The transcript has 2 exons. The record is from RefSeq and is a predicted model, not a curated record. The coding region runs from base 1 to 549 and encodes 182 amino acids.
AUGUCAUGGAGGAAUGCUCAGACUCACUGCAGGAGCCUGUCACUUGAUCUGGUGAACAUACUCUCAGAGAAACAGAAUGAGGAGGCACAUAAUGUGUCCACGUCACAAAUUGUUUGGAUCGGCCUCUUCAAAGAUCCCUGGGGGUGGUCGGACGGAAGCAACGCAUCGUUCCGUUACUGGAAUAAAGGAAAUCUGAUACUGAUCCAGCAAAACAUGACCUGGAUUGAUGCGAUGACUUACUGCAGGGAGCACCACAAUGACCUCGUCCACGUUACAACCAAAGAAAUUCAAGAGGAGGUGGCUGAAAAGGCGAAGAACGCCACCUCACCCCACGUUUGGCUCGGCCUACGCUACACCUGCAAGUUAAACUUUUGGUUCUGGACCAGGUCGACGUCGGCCUGCUACCAGAACUGGGCCCCAGGACAAGGCCCUGAACGGACAUAUAACUGUGGUGUUACAGGCGCCACUGAGGCCACUGGGAGGCAGCAGUGGGUCGGCUUGCCUGAGACAGAGAGACUGAACUUCAUCUGCUCUGCAUGUGCUAGCUGA